AAAAACUUAACUGAAAUACGAUGGGCGAGGAUCGUCGUAAUAGUUAUGAUGCUGUCUCGAUACCAUCCUAUGAAUCUUUGUCUAAGAAGUCGGAAAGUUCGCAUACAUCGCAGGACGACAUACAAGUAACCAAGCGUAUGGUGUACAAUUUGGAAUGUGAGGACGAUGUCGAGAAGUGUAUGAAUAUACCAGAAACACCGGCCGGUGACUUUUAUAAUCAGGUUGCGACUGCUGCUAGUCAAGGACUCUUCAGUCCACAGCUGAUGAUCGUCUAUGCGGACGGUGACAUAAAUUGUGCCCUGCACUAUCUAAUCGAUUCACUCCACGAUCCCUUCUCAGCAAAAUCGGUGGUCACCGUUCUCGUGGAGGAGUGCAUUCAAAAGGAGUUUGUGCAGAGAAUCCAGUCGCAGAUGCAACCACUUGCCGAGAGUGUUGCCACUCAUCCAAACUAUGUGGCCACUCUGGAGAUGAUCGGUAAACUGAGCGUGAAAACAAUCAGCGCCGACAAGAAGCUGAUAUCGGAUCCACUGGUCUCACCCAUUCUGGUUUGCAAUUGCCAGCACAGCAUGCUGGGCGAGGGUCCAACGGGUGUCAUCUGUCUGCACACGUUCCGCUCCAAUGCUGAGGCCGUCGAGAUAUGUUGCAAGGAGAGCUUUCAGUUCUCGAGCACCUGCAUAUGGAAUGAGUCCCUGGAGGGCAUCUAUCAGCUAGCAGUUGCCAUCGAUUGUCCCAUAUUCUACUUCAAUUGCAACAAUGUCAGCUUGUCACCUAUAUCCUCAGACGAAAUUAAAUUGUGUUUUUUCGAUGGAUUCCACUAUGAGAGACUACCAAUCAACGGCAAAAACAAGAUCAUUAUAUUUCCAAUCGGUGCUCAUAUUAGCCAGAAAAGUGAUGAACCCCCAAUAGUUUCAAAUUCCUCCAUUCCUUUUCUAAUCGAAUGAGUGAAUCGAAUGAGUCAAUCACAAUUUUUUGAAUCAUAAUGCUUCCUUAUACUUAUCUUGCUUGCAAUCAAAAGUCGUUCAAUUGCUUUCGCCCAAAAAUAUAAAAUUUCAAUCAA
Drosophila grimshawi is the source of this 1057-nucleotide messenger RNA. RefSeq lists its product as uncharacterized. The record is from RefSeq and is a predicted model, not a curated record. NCBI's taxonomy places the organism in Eukaryota, Metazoa, Arthropoda, Insecta, Diptera, Drosophilidae. Gene Ontology annotation, molecular function: oxidoreductase activity, acting on the aldehyde or oxo group of donors, NAD or NADP as acceptor. The transcript has a single exon. Bases 21 to 941 code for a protein of 306 amino acids.